Molecule: messenger RNA, 489 nt
Organism: Hydra vulgaris (swiftwater hydra)
Lineage: Eukaryota; Metazoa; Cnidaria; Hydrozoa; Anthoathecata; Hydridae
Source: RefSeq, a predicted model, not a curated record
AUGAGAGACCCUGUGAGUCCGAGUGAAAGGCUGGCCGUAACACUUAGAUUUCUUGUAACAGGAGAUGCUCAGUGUACUAUUGCUGCAAGUUACAGAACCAGCGCAUCUACUAUCAGUAGGAUUAUUAGUGAGACAUGCACUGCUAUCUGGACAUCAUUGAAAAAGAGAAAUUUUCUACACGUCCCAUCAGAAAAACAAGAAUGGAAAACAAUUGCAAAAGAAUUUAAAAACAUGUGGAAUUUUCCGCAUGCUAUAGGUGCAAAAGAUGGCAAGCACAUCGUUAUGCAAGCUCCUCAUAAUAGCGGAUCAGAAUAUUUUAACUAUAAGAAAACGCAUAGCAUAGUUCUCCUAGCUGUUUGUAAUGCUAAAUACGAAUUUACUAUGGUAGACAUUGGUGACUCGGGAAGACAGAUUGAUGGUAGCGUUUUUAACAACUGCAGUCUUGGUUAUGCAAUUGAAAAUAAUAAAUUGAAUAUUCCUAAUCCCUAA